AUGUCCCAGGACAUUCCGGUCCCCCAGAACGAGGAGGGCAAUACGGAGCCUCGUCGAAGACUACACAUCCGUGGCCAUGUAGAAUCAAUUGCCACCAAGACUCGAGGAUUUGUUAUCCGUUCUGGAGAGGAUAUUAUCAAGGGUACUCGAACUGCUGCCCGCAUUACUCAUGUGCUGGGUUACCGUGCGUACGAGCGCACGUUUGACAACCUGCAUGCGGCCUUCCCUAAUCGAAUCCGUGCCCCCGUAGGAGAGCUUCUAGUGGAAGCCCGCAAGCAGUUUAAAGUGUUUCGAUUAAGGCAAGGACAACCAGACGAAGAGAUUACAGAGCGAGCAAAUUCGACAAGUAUCAUAAAUACUUUCCUGCGAUCCCUUGGCCUCCGACAUAUUGAUUAUGGAAUGAACAACCAAGGACCUUGGGCAUUAGAAGCAGAGGACAUGCGUCGCAUCGUAGAUGAAUCAGGACAAAUGCCCCAGCCCUAUGGAACCGCCCGUCCAUUUCUUGGGGAUUACCGCGGCUGGGUAAAUCGUAGGAUGCAAUUUGCAGUCAAUGUAGUGCAGCGCGAAGCAGCACGAAGGCUCCUGGAUGCUAUGGAUUUGGACACUGCACGAGAAUUCCUGAAGAUGACCCUUCCGGAGAUGGAUCAAACCAUCCACACAGAGUUUACCGUUGGGGAAAACCGAUAUCGCCUUGAGUGCCAUGUUGACUAUGUACUGUGGUUCGGAUACAAGCACCUCUGGGACACGAAUUUAAUAAUCAUCAAGCAACGGGACUACUACGAACGCCAAGGGUUGUCGCCGCUUGCAGCUAUGGCGUUGAUUUAUCACCUUCGAAUGCUCAAUGGUAGGUAUAAGGAAACCUGGGGCCUCUAUACAGACAGCAUAAAUUACCAGUUCUUCCAUGUCGAUGAUCAGGGACGGUACUCCAAGAGAGCCUAUGUUGGGGGAGAUCGACGUCUUUUUCAAGGCUUCCGGCUGUGGUUAAAAAUAUACCAUCAAGCAUAUGAAAGGGCUAGAGAGAUUAGAGACCGAGCCCCCGAGCCCAUGACAGAGCUCCAGAUAGCAAGAACUACAAAAACUAUUUACGAUCCCCUACACCAAGCUGUCCUAGAGACGCAAGGGGAUACUUUGUAA
This is a messenger RNA of Aspergillus pseudotamarii, 1134 nucleotides long. RefSeq lists its product as uncharacterized. NCBI's taxonomy places the organism in Eukaryota, Fungi, Ascomycota, Eurotiomycetes, Eurotiales, Aspergillaceae. Bases 1 to 1134 code for a protein of 377 amino acids. The transcript has 4 exons. The record is from RefSeq and is a predicted model, not a curated record.